UUUACUACAGUGCUGUAAUACACAUUUUCAUACGCGUCUGUAUCUCAGCACAGCAGCGCAGAUUUCUGUCACGUGGUCUGUCGCCUUCAUUUAGUGAUUUUAAUGGUUAUUCCAGUGCAUAAAAUCUCAGUGUCUGAAAAAAACAUGCAGUCCUGUGUGUGUGUGUGUGUUAUAGAUAGGAGCCAAUAAAUACAAAGUAUAGCGAGAUGUUAGAUUAAUGAUUUAGUGUUUGUAAUUAGUCCCAGAAUUAAAUUUUUAUAUAAAGACAUAGAUACGCCCUAUUGGACCCAGUGCAGGUUCACUUCUGAUACGUGCAAUAACAUCUCAAGAUACCAAAGGGUCAAAUUAAAAGAUUUUAAAGUCUAUAUAUAUAAGAUCAAGUGGGGUUUUGCGGCUUUCAUCUCACCCACUCUCAGCUGCAGGAGUGGAGUGUGUGAGAGGGAGGGAGGGGGUGUUGUCGGCGUCUCCCUCCAGACAUACAUCAUUUCAGCGCAUCCUACAGCUGCUGCCACAGAGAUGGAGACUACAGCAUUGCGGGAAUAAGCGAGGCUGCAUGCCGAGUUCUUCCUUACAGGAGACACGUUCAGCUGACGGACCUUUUCUUUCAAACGGACCCUUUUCUCCCCUGACGUCAAUGAUGUGUAGAAGGAGCUCGGUCCUGCGGCUGUCACUGGGUUAAACCGGUCAACCUUGGAGAGGGAGGUCGCCUUGGACAGCCAGAACUUCCCGGUGCCGGCCGCUUCUGCAGCGCAAACCGGACCUCACGUCCAACCUGGAGACAUUUUUGCUGCAUUCACGAUGCUUUGAGCGUGACUUGUGGACGCUGUAGAGGCAUCCCUCCUCUCUCUCCCCCCUCUCGCUCGCUCUCCUUUCAAUUUGUCUCCCUCCCGCCCCCCGUCCGUCUCUUUCUUUUCGCGGGCUCAGCACAGGCUGCCCAGUCACUUAGAUCCGUUGUUCAGCGCUGGGGAACCCGACAGAGAUGGGACGACUCGGUUUCAGCACCACGGAGAGCACCCGACUUCUGCUGCUCAGUGUGUUCGGUGUGCUGGUGCUGUCCGUGGUGCUGGCGGAGCAGGAAGGGGAGAACCUGUCUGGUCUCUCCACCAACCCGGACAAAGCCAUCUUCGCGGUCCGGGAGAACGGCACAACAUGCCUGAUGGUGGAGUUCGCCGUGAGAUUCCUCGUGCCAUAUGACGUGCUCGCGCUCAACGGGAUAGACCUGAUCACCGAGCAGGCGCCGUUCACUCUGCCCCGUGGUGCAGAAAUCGAGGGGAAAUGCGGGAGCACGGAGUCAGAGAUCCACAUCACCUGGAAGAACAACGCCUACACGCUCCGCAUCUACUUCUCUACGGAGUUCCGUGACAAGGGCACUGAGGUGUGGAAGAUUAGCAAGGUCCAGUUCGUCUACGACACCUCGGAGACAUCGCAUUUCAUCAACGCAUACAACCCGGGGAAGCACACAGCCAGCACCCACCGCCUCUCGGCCCUGGUGACCCCCGCUGGACACUCCUAUGUGUGCGCGGCACAGCAGACCCUCACCCUCAUCUCCAGUGACCACCAGAAGGGCGUCACCAUCUCCAUGUACGACAUCCAGAUCCAGCCCUUUGACAUCGCCUCUGACUUCAUCUUCAGUGAACCCUACAAGUGUAUCACCGACCAGCGGGAGCGCCUGGAGGAGACCCUCCCCCUCAUCCUGGGCUUCAUUUUGGGCCUCAUAAUUGUCAUCACGCUCACCAUCUACCACUUCCACCUCAAGCUGACAGCAGUCCAGCCUCAGCUCCCCAGAGAUCGCUCCAUGUACAAGAACAUGUAGUCGGCAGCACGUCGGCGGCUCCCUCUACUCUCUCCAAAGCUAACCUGAUGAAAGGACUCGUCUCCUCCACGUCCCAGGCCUAACACCAGAGGAGAGUGGCCUGCCACGGACUGAUCCCCUGACAGAGAUGUGUGGAGUCUGUUCUGUGGCCCACUGGAACUUUCCAACAGCUAAAACACUAGUGGGACGCCUUGGGGCCUAUAGCAUGGAUGUAGAUGGAGGGUCAACCCACCAAAAUCUAACAUGGCUGCUGAAUUGAUUCUUAAUGUCAUAAAUUCAUAGUCUGCAUUGCAGUGAUAACAAUUUUAGUGAAAAUAAAAAAUAUAAAUUGAUGCUUUUGUGAAACUAAAAUUGAUUUAUGUUCAGAUUGGUGGGAGACUGACAUCAUAAAAUCCCAAAUCUGAGAUUACAGUUGACCUGUUGUUGUGGUUUUCCUGACAUCACUGCGGCCUACUUCAUCACUUCAGACAUUUUUAUCCAACUUGUCAUCAGAGGAAAUUUCAGAUAUUUGCCUGAGCUUCUGCUGUCAUGUGCCAACAGUUUGUUUCCCUCGCCUCGUCUCCUCUCUCUGAAACUGCUGCUACAUAAUUCGAGUCCUAUCGUUGGUUCUGUAUUUGCUAACCUUAAUAUAUUUUGGUUCAAGAAUCCCUUUGUUUCAGUUUUGAAUGCAGCCAUAGUGUUGACAGUGGACAAGUCUUGUAGUGUGUGCAGUGCUGUGGCAUUAAGAGUUGCAAAUGUUUCUGCUUUGAUUUAAAAAAAAAAUAUAUUUUCUCCAGACAGAUGUAUGGAACAUAUAAAAAAAGGAAAAGAAAAUACAUGAAAUUCUUUACUAAAUGGUGAAGAAUUUAUCAGAAUGCCAUAUGGGUGUAUAUGAAAUAAAGAGGUUAUGAAAAAAUAAAAAAGUAAUAAUGUUUAAAAUAUUUUCAGAAACAAAGUCUAUGCAUAAACCUCUGCUGAUGCAAUCUCGUGCAGUAUAAAUCUGUUCAUUGAAAUAAAUUACUGGAAUCAUCUCUA
This is a messenger RNA of Scophthalmus maximus (turbot), 2827 nucleotides long. It is a transcript of the gene lamp5, whose product is annotated as lysosomal associated membrane protein family member 5. Gene Ontology annotation, cellular component: membrane. The transcript is spliced from 6 exons. The coding region runs from base 980 to 1813 and encodes 277 amino acids. The record is from RefSeq and is a predicted model, not a curated record. Lineage: Eukaryota; Metazoa; Chordata; Actinopteri; Pleuronectiformes; Scophthalmidae.